AUGAGGUUCCUCUGGGUAUCCGGGGUGUCACUUCUUGCCUCGUGCGCCCAUGCUCAGACAUUUCAACGCUUGGGUGGUUGUCCUACUCUGGGCUGUGUCUUCCCUCCGGAUCAGGCGGAUUUUCUUCCCGGUCAAUAUUUCGAUAUCCGACUGGAGGUUCACUCUCCCGUCAACGGCUCUGAGGCUCGCGCGGGUGUACCCGACCCCGACUUUAAGUUCACUAUCGCCAAGAAGGGUAAAAAGCCAGUCCCUGUAACGAAGUACUUUGACAUCGAAGAGCCCGAGCUCGAAAGAUGGAACUUCACAUGGUAUGAAGACCUGUUUGCGGAAGACGCGAACACGCCUUCGCUUGUCAAUGUGACCUCGAAGGCCUACAGGAGAGUUGCACUCUAUGAGCCUGGAGAGUACGAGGCUACCUUGACCUACUAUGGAAACCAGACAACCACGGCCAACUGGCUUGUCCGGGACCUUUCCACGAAGCGGCGGGCCAAGAACGUGAUCCUUUUCGUUGGCGACGGAAUGACCACCAACAUGAUCACUGCUGCUCGUCUCAUCGCUCAUCGCAGUAUCAACGGCAAGUACAUGACCAAGAUGCAGAUGGACAAAUUCCCCGUUCUGGGCCACCAGAUGACACACUCGAUGGAUUCGUUCAUCACCGAUUCCGCCAACUCUGCGACUGCUCUGUACGCUGGGCACAAGACCACCGUCAAUGCUCUGAAUGUUUACGUCGACUCCUCUGAGGAUCCCUUUGACGAUCCGAAGUUUGAGAACAUUGCUGAGAUUUUCCGUCGCCGGUACCCGGGGGCUGGUAUCGGUAUUGUCUCAACUGCCUUCCUAGCUGACGCGACUCCCGCCGCUCUGGCCGCUCACACCAGUGAUCGGGGUGAAUAUGAGCACGUCAUCGACGCUUUCUAUGAAGGUCUGACCAAGUACGAGUGGACUAGCUUGGAGGGUCCUGACGUCAUCUUUGGCGCCGGUGCGGAGAACUUCCUCAAGAGCAAGGACGCUUCGCGGGACUACUACGGCCUGUUCGCGGAGAAAGGCUACAGUAUCAGCUGGAACAAUACCGCCCUCCAUGCCGCUCCCAAUGACACCAAGGCUCUGGGUGUGUUCCAGACCUCCAACCUGGCCACCUGGCUCGACCGCAACGUCUACCAGUCCAAUCUCCAGAACAAGACCAACUACCCGGACGGCUCCGGUCGCGAUGCUGAGGAUCUGCCCGGUCUGAAGGACAUGACCCUCAAGGCCAUUGACGUGCUGAAUGCCCGCCACAGGAAGGACGGCUGGUUCCUCAUGUCCGAGGCCGCCAGCAUUGACAAGCAGAUGCACUCUCUGGAUUAUGAUCGGUCUCUGGGCGAGCUCUUGGAGCUGGAUGAUACCGUCCGCGCGACCAUUGAGAAGCUCAAGGCUCUUGGUCAGUUGGACGACACCCUGAUCAUCGUGACUGCCGAUCACGGACACGGAUUCGACGUUACUGGCUCCGUUGACACCGAGUACCUCAACGCCCAGAGCGAGGACCGUCAGAAGCGUCGGGCCAUUGGAGUCUACGAGCAAUCUGGUCUGUCCCAGUACACCGUCGCCGGAGCCAACACCCUGCGGUAUUCGGAGGGCGUUCACUUCCCCGCUCGCUGGGAUCCCAGAUACACUCUGCACUCGGGAACGGUAGCCUUCCCCGAUCACCGGGAGAACUACCAGGUCCACGCGUCCGGCCCUCGCACCCCUGCCACCGGCUCCAAGACCAACUACUACGCCAACUACAAGGAUGCCGUGACCGGGUUCCUGAUCAACGGCACCCUGCCAGUGGACGCCAACCAGGGCGUGCACUCGCUGACGGAUGUGCCCGUGUUCGCGCAGGGUCCAUGCCAGGAACUGUUUGGCGGAGUAUACAACUCUAUUGAUAUCUUUUUCAACAUGGCCGAGUGCCUUGGACUGGCACAGACCAAGAAACCCAAGGGCAAAUAA
Aspergillus fischeri NRRL 181 is the source of this 1962-nucleotide messenger RNA. RefSeq names its product alkaline phosphatase. Lineage: Eukaryota; Fungi; Ascomycota; Eurotiomycetes; Eurotiales; Aspergillaceae. The record is from RefSeq and is a predicted model, not a curated record. The transcript has 3 exons. Gene Ontology annotation, biological process: dephosphorylation. Gene Ontology annotation, molecular function: alkaline phosphatase activity. Bases 1 to 1962 code for a protein of 653 amino acids.